CAGCGCCGGGCGGGGGAAGCCGCCGGUCCAGAGUUUGCACGCCUGCUUUCGCGCCACUCACCAUCCUCGCUCAGUCUCACCAUGGUGGACUCCUUCGUGGGCACCUGGAAGCUAGUCGAAAGCAAGAAUUUCGAUGACUACAUGAAAUCACUCGGUGUGGGUUUUGCUACCAGGCAAGUGGCCAACAUGACCAAGCCCACCACAAUCAUCGAGAAGAAAGGCGACACUAUUGUCCUAAAAACACAGAGCACCUUCAAGAACACAGAGAUCAGCUUCAAGCUGGGGGUGGAGUUCGAUGAGACCACAGCAGAUGACAGGAAGGUCAAGUCCAUUGUGACACUGGAUGGUGACAAGCUUGUCCAUGUGCAGAAGUGGGAUGGACAGGAGACGACAUUAGUGCGGGAACUAAGUGACGGAAAACUCAUUCUGACGCUCACCCACGGCAGUGCAGUUAGCACUCGCACUUACGAGAAAGAUGCGUGACGGGCCCAUGUCAGCACCGACUGCUCCUCUGCCAACCAGCUACCCCUCAACUCAGCACCACAUUGCCUCAGUUUUUUUCCUCUUGUGUUUUGUAUAAACCUGCCUUAGUUGGGGGAAUUCUUACAGGGUCGGGUAGCAUCAGCCUGGAUCCAGUUUUAGUUCUCAUUGUGUACGGGUUUUUAAAAAAAUUGCAUUGAGGGUGUUCUGAGGUUAAUAAAGCAGAACUAAGGCCACCCUACUGAAUGUUUGCUUUGGUGGCAUGA
Ochotona princeps (American pika) is the source of this 746-nucleotide messenger RNA. RefSeq names its product fatty acid binding protein 3 (gene FABP3). Gene Ontology annotation, molecular function: fatty acid binding. The coding region runs from base 82 to 483 and encodes 133 amino acids. Gene Ontology annotation, cellular component: cytosol; nucleus. The record is from RefSeq and is a predicted model, not a curated record. NCBI's taxonomy places the organism in Eukaryota, Metazoa, Chordata, Mammalia, Lagomorpha, Ochotonidae. Gene Ontology annotation, biological process: fatty acid transport. The transcript is spliced from 4 exons.